UGAGAAGCCAACUCCUCCCUCGACGAUGGGCAAUGAAUGAGGUGCUGCCGUCCGUAUGGCUGGGGUCGAUGCAUGCCGGUAGGCCCGAAGAAGAGCCAGGUGUCAAGCAAUAGGUGUCAAGCAUGACGGUCUGAUGCGUGUUUGUGUGUGCGCAGCUGUGGACGAGACCUUUCUGGCUGGUGUCGGGAUCACACACAUCUUGACAGCCGGGAGCGGCCUUUCUAUCACAGCCCCUUCAUUUAUCAAGCAUCACAUGACGCUGGAGCUGGCGGACACUGUAUGGGACAGCGUUCUGCCGCACGUUGAGGAGGGCGUCGCGUUCAUGGAUGGAGCCGUCAAGGAAGGAGGCAAGGUGCUGGUUCAUUGCGCCGCUGGGAGUACGUUGACUACGCAAACGCGAAUCGUUCUAUGUCUUCUGCUGUCUGUCCCUGUCUUGUGUGCAUGGUUUUUUCAGUGUCGCGGUCGCCGAGCAUCUGUAUCGCCUAUGCGAUGAAGGCGCUGGGAAUGACGUAUUUUCAAGCCUUCAAGACAGUCAAGAAGGUCAGACCGAUGACGUCACCCAACACGGCGUUCAGAGCACAGGUGAGGGAGGGAAGGAGGGAGGGAGGGAGGAGCAAGCAGGAAACAGCAGCCCCGAUCAGACCGAUGUAUGUAUGUGUGCGCCUGUCACAUAAGCUCCUCCUGUACCAGAAGCACAAUUUUGAUGUGAAGUCGGCUUCUAACGAAUGGUGGGCAUUGCCACGCACACAAGCAUCACGUGAAUGGUCGGUUCCCUUGCCUUGGCUUUGUGUCUCGUCAGGGGUCGGUGUCUCGAUUCCUUUGGCAUCAGGCUCUACCGCGAUCCGUCCGAUGGCUCGCCUACCAGCACUGCGGCCACGCAGAGACACAUGGAGGUUUUCUACCGCUUCGAUGACGUGUCGCCGCAUUCACACGCUGAGGGACACAUACACGAGGACCUGGAGAAGGCACUGGGGCUGGAGGGCAGUACGGCCAUGCCAUUGGAGGGGGGCUAGCUGAUUGAGAGACCUCUGUUUUGUGUGUUCUCAUCUUGAGUGUCGGCAUGUACAGCUUUGGGUCGGUG
This is a messenger RNA of Vitrella brassicaformis, 1081 nucleotides long. The record is from the annotation of a GenBank genome assembly. Lineage: Eukaryota; Vitrellaceae.